GGAGAAGCAGAAGAUGUGUUGUGGUCAGCAGUCCACGCCUCCGCGCUCUGUGUUGAUGGAGGAACAGAAACAAGAGCUGAACUGUUGAAGAAUUGAAUGUCAUCUAGCUUCAGCGUCUUUUCCUGCUACUAUUGUCCACUUUCCUACACGGUUCAAAUUUACAUCCCUAAACACAUCAGGGCAUUCCAGCAAAUGGAACGUUAAGCUGUUGAAGCAGGUUAAAUAUAAGAAUAUGGCAUCCAGAAGAAACUCCAGUACUCAGCAAACAUCAUCUGGUACCCUCCACAUGAGCACACCUCGUAGACAAACACAGAGACAAAGCAAGAAGAGAAACCACUACUGCUCAGACUGCGGAAAGAGUUUUAAUCAUCAUAGUCAUCUUCAGCGACACCAGCGCAUUCACACAGGGGAGAAGCCGUAUCACUGCUCAGAGUGUGGGAAGAGUUUUACUCUGCAGAGUCAUCUCCAACGACACCAACUCAUUCACACAGGAAUGAAACCGUAUCACUGCUCAGACUGUGGGAAGAGAUUUAUUGAUCACAGUCAUCUCCAACGACACCAGCGCAUUCACACAGGAGUUAAACCAUAUUACUGUUCAGACUGUGGGAAGAGAUUUAAUCAGCUGAGUAAUCUCAAAACACACCAGCGCAUUCACACAGGAGAGAGACCAUAUCACUGCUCAGAGUGUGAAAAAAGUUUUAAACAAUAUAAUACUUUCCAACUACAUCAGCUCAUUCACACGGGAGAGAAGUCUCAUCACUGCCCAGAGUGUGGAAAGAGUUUUAGUUAUCAGAGCAAUCUCCAAAAACACCAGCGCAUUCACACAGGACAGAAGCCGUAUCACUGCUCAGAGUGUGGGAGGAGUUUUAAUCAACACAUUACUCUCCAACGACACCAGCGCAUUCACACAGGACAGAAGCCGUAUCACUGCUCAGAGUGUGGGAAGAGUUUUAGACUACAGUGUACCCUCCGAAAACACCAGCGCAUUCACACAGGAGUUAAACCAUAUCACUGCUCAGAGUGUGGGAAGAGUUUUGCUCAAAAGAUUACUCUCAAAAAACACCAGCUCAUUCACACAGGAGAGAAGCCGUAUUACUGCUCCGAGUGUGGGCAGAGUUUUAAUCAACAGAGUACUCUCCAACAACACCAGCGCAUUCAUACAGGAGAGAAGCCGUAUUACUGCUCAAAAUGUGGGAAGAGUUUCAGGCAUUCAUAUACUGAGAAGACACACAAGUGCAUUAAAAGCAUUGGUAGAAAUAGGCAGUAAUGAGAGUAAUCUUAACAGCAUUCCAGGAGACUGGAGGGAAUGGUGUUAGCAGCUCAGAUUUAAAAAAAAAUCUGCAUAAUUAUAAGAAAUAAACAGAGAAAAGCACCUGUUUUUAUUUAUUUUUUGUUAAUGGGAAGGUGUUGUAUUUCAUAUUCUCCCCAGCCCAGUUUCCAAAGUAGCACGUUCUGCAGCAGUCUGUCAGUACGGGUGUCAUUUGAAAUGUACACUGAAAGCAAAAGAGACUCCACAUUCAAAAAUAAGCAGUUACUUACUUAGUAACUUUAACUUCACUUAUUGGUAGUGUUAUUUAUUGAAUUACUCCAAGAUUUGACACCCAAAGACAAUUUUAAUGGAGUAUUUCCAGAGAACAAUGUAACAUAGUACUGAUAAAUCAGCUGUGAUUAUGGACAGUGCUCUUAAUCUGUCAUCUGUUAUCCUUUGAUUACCUUAUCUUUAAAUUACUCUGCUCCAUGAUUACAUUGUUACCCUACUGUCCUCUCAAAUCUAACUUAUAAUUUCUCAUUGAAUUAUCUGAACCGCUCACCCUUGCUGUUAUGUCCUCUCUGUCUGUUUCUCACUGCAUUUUUACUAUAAAUUUGCAACUUUUUUUCUCCAUCUUCGCUGUCUGUUUUGUGGUCACUUAGCUAUUGUCAGGCAUGAUUGAUAAAUGUUGAUUACACACUUUGACUGAUUUCUCAUCUCGCUCUUUGUAUAACAUGUAAAUGUCCCACGCUAAAGGCUAAACUCUUGAUUUAGUUCACUCUUCCUGCCUUUCUGUCUUUAAUGUUAGUAUUGUACUGUUCAAACUUUCUGACCAUAUGACCAUUCUUUUCCCAGUGCCUUGCCUGCUCUCCCUAGUACUCCACCAAAAGAUCUGUUUCUUUCAAAAUAUUCCAACAUUUGACCCACUAGGUGGCGUAAGCCCAUGUUCUGUACAUAUAGAAGUCAGAUGAAAUGUGUUUGUGAGUCGAUUGACAAACAUCCAUAAGUCCAGUCCCAUUUUGGGGAUGUCAACACCAUGCAGACUUACAGGGUGUGGGUUUUGGCUAAACAAGUGAGAUAUGCCACACGCAGUGCUGUAUCAGUCAUGUUAUUCUUCUAUGGGCUAAUUUGCUUAUCUACAGGUAAAUUGUAAACAAAUGCUGAAUAUCUUCUUCUCUGCUAUGUUGAUUAGGCAGCUGUAAACAAAACCAUCUUUCUGUUUGGUCCUCUUGGUAUUUUUUGGAAUUUUUUUGAAAGAGUUCAAUUUGCUGAAGUCCUCGCCCAAAGGCACAAAGAGAGCUCUCUAAAGCAUCGUUUCGCACAGCAAAAUGAGAAAUGGGACACCCUACAGCCUACAUCCUUCAUGUGCACGUGAAAUUGUGGACUUCAGGACUGUGAGUGCGCCAUUUGGGACUGAGAUUUACUCUCGGUUCUUACAUGUGUCCUUGUCAAGAAAUCUUUUUUGUUUGAUCCCUUCCAAAAGUUAAAGUGUUAUUCUUUGAAACUUGGCUUGUUUGUUCCUACCAGUGUAAGGGCAUGUCACAUUUGUGACAGCCAGCUUGCGUCAGAACUGCCUGCCCACCAUCUGUAGUUGCUCUAAGGACAAACAGGUGGGACUAAUUUGUUUACUCAUCAAAGACUUUUCAUAUUACAUUUAAGAUCUCAGAAGACGUAUUAAUUGUAUAUGUUGUAUUUUGCGUGUGGAAUAGGUAUGUAUAUAGUGGGGUUUGGUAUUGGAUUUGAUAAACUUUUCUUUGUGAGUCA
This is a messenger RNA of Colossoma macropomum (tambaqui), 3013 nucleotides long. RefSeq names its product zinc finger protein 502-like. The transcript has 2 exons. The record is from RefSeq and is a predicted model, not a curated record. NCBI's taxonomy places the organism in Eukaryota, Metazoa, Chordata, Actinopteri, Characiformes, Serrasalmidae. The coding region runs from base 233 to 1267 and encodes 344 amino acids.